AUGGCCAGACUGAAGUGGUUAACAGGUGCCUUGAAACCUACCUUCGCUGUUUCACUAGCAGGAGACCGACUGAACACUCCUUUCUACGCAGUCUAUGGUCGUGAUCCGCCAAAACUGUUGCGAUAUGGAGACACUCCUACCCCUAACGCUUCGGUGGAAGAGUUGUUGACAGAUCGAGAUAGUUUGCUGGUCGAAUUGAGAGAGAACAUGGAACUUGCUCAGUAUCGAAUGCAGAAAGAAGCAAACAAGCAUAGAAGGCAAGUUGAGUUGAGUGUUGGUGAUUGGGUAUAUCUCAAGCUGAGGCCUUACAGACAGAGUUCCGUGGUACAGAGGAAGAAUGAGAAGUUGUCGCAGAGAUUUUUUGGCCCCUAUAAGAUUGUGCAGAAGGUAGGCAGAGUUGCGUACAAACUCGAUCUCCCUGCUACCAGCAACAUCCACCCUGUGUUUCAUGUGUCACAGUUGAAGGUUGCAGUUCCGGCUCCAUAUCAAGCGCAGGCUCUACCUCCUAUACUGACUCCUGAUCUCGAGUGGGCUACAGAACCGGAGACACUGUUAGACAUUCGCAGGUCAUCUCAGGGAACCGAAACAGAGGUGUUAGUGCAGUGGAAAGGGCUACCAAAUGGGGAAUCUACUUGGGAAUCACUCACAGGUCUGAUGGAUCAGUUUCCAAACUUUGAUCUUGAGGACAAGAUCAGUCUUCUGCGGGGGAGUAUUGAUAGGCUAAGAGUGCCAGUAGCUUUCAUGAAAAGGAAGUUGAGAACUAAGGGAAGAAGGGCAAGACAAUGGGGUAAGAUCAAAAGUGGCUAA
Molecule: messenger RNA, 807 nt
Organism: Camelina sativa (false flax)
Lineage: Eukaryota; Viridiplantae; Streptophyta; Magnoliopsida; Brassicales; Brassicaceae
Source: RefSeq, a predicted model, not a curated record